Molecule: messenger RNA, 4776 nt
Organism: Rangifer tarandus platyrhynchus (Svalbard reindeer)
Lineage: Eukaryota; Metazoa; Chordata; Mammalia; Artiodactyla; Cervidae
Source: the annotation of a GenBank genome assembly
AUGGCGGCGGGGUCGGGUGGGAAUGGGGGCUCCGGGGGAGGCCCCGGGCCGGGGCCGGGUGGGGGUGGUGGCCCCGGCGGGAGCGGCCCAGGGCCGGGGUCCGGCGGGGGUCUGGGCAGCGGCGGGGAGCUGCACCCGCGCACCGGGCGCUUGGUGAGCUUGUCGGCCUGUGGGCGUACAGCGCGGCGGCAGCAGCCAGGCCAGGAGUUUAACCACGGUCUGGUGUUGAGUCGGGAACCCUUGCGCGAUGGACGCGUCUUCACCGUCCGCAUCGAUCGCAAGGUCAACUCCUGGAGUGGCUCCAUUGAGAUUGGGGUGACGGCACUGGACCCCAGUGUGCUGGAUUUCCCAAGCAGCGCCACAGGGCUGAAGGGGGGCUCGUGGGUAGUGUCGGGCUGCUCGGUGCUGAGGGAUGGACGGUCUGUGCUGGAGGAGUAUGGGCAGGACCUCGACCAGCUUGGCGAAGGGGACCGUGUGGGCGUGGAGCGCACGGCUGCCGGGGAGCUGCGGCUCUGGGUGAACGGGCGGGAUUGCGGUGUGGCUGCCACGGGUCUUCCAGCUCGUGUCUGGGCCGUCGUGGACCUUUACGGCAAGUGCACACAGAUCACUGUGCUCCCCCCUGAGCCGGGCUUCAGCCCCCCUAUUCCCAGCCCCACGCCUCCCCUUGAGCCCUCUGCCCCCCCUGAAGAUUCUGCCUUGGCUGAACAGGGGACCUCUGGGGAUGAAGCCUUCAUGGUAUCCCCAGCGCAGGCCCGACCGGAGACGUUUCCUAACAGCCUUGAGUCGCAUAAUGACUUUGCCAGCAUGGAGCUCUCCGAGGUGGUGAGCAAUGCCAUCCUGUCUGCGUACAACGGGGGGCUCCUAAAUGUGAACCUGAGCUCCCCUCCAGCAGGGGAAGCACUGGGGCCUAGCGGUGCUGCCACCUCACCCAUUGUCACCUCCAACGAUGCUCUCCUUUUCCAUGAGAAGUGUGGAACCCUCAUCAAGCUCAGCAACAAUAAUAAGACUGCUGAGCGCCGCCGGCCCCUGGAUGAAUUCAACAACGGGGUUGUCAUGACCAACCGCCCGCUCCGGGACAAUGAGAUGUUUGAGAUCCGCAUCGAUAAGCUCGUAGAUAAGUGGUCAGGCUCCAUUGAGAUUGGUGUCACCACCCACAACCCCAACAAUCUGGAGUACCCAGCCACCAUGACCAACCUGCAGUCAGGCACCAUCAUGAUGAGCGGCUGUGGGAUCCUGACCAAUGGCAAGGGCACCCGCCGGGAGUACUGUGAAUUCAGCCUGGAUGAGCUGCAGGAGGGUGACCACAUUGGUCUCACAAGGAAGUCCAACUCUGCCCUGCACUUCUUCAUUAAUGGCAUUGAUCAGGGUGUGGCGACCCCCUUGACGCCCCCAGUGGUGUAUGGUGUGGUGGACUUGUAUGGGAUGGCCGUGAAGGUGACCAUCGUCCACAAUAACAACCACAGUGACCGCCUUCGCCGGAACAAUGCCAUCCUGCGGGCUCUGUCCCCUGAGGGUGCUCUCCGCCGGGCUGCUCCUACAACCCAGGCAGAACCCGAGCGCCUGCUCUUCCACCCCAACUGUGGGCAGAAGGCAGCCAUCACCCACGAGGGACGCACUGCCCUGAGGCCCCAUGCCACCGACGACUUCAAUCACGGCGUGGUGCUGAGCAGCAGAGCCCUGCGGGACGGAGAGGUGUUCCAGGUGCGCAUCGACAAGAUGGUGGACAAGUGGGCUGGCUCCAUCGAGAUUGGCGUCACCACCCACAACCCUGCCUACCUCCAGUUGCCCUCCACCAUGACCAACUUGCGCUCUGGGACCUGGAUGAUGACAGGGAAUGGGGUGAUGCACAAUGGGACGACCAUCUUGGAUGAAUAUGGGCACAACCUGGACCGACUCAAGGCAGGGGACACGGUGGGCGUGGUGAGGCGGGAGGAUGGGACUCUCCACUUCUUCGUCAAUGGCAUGACUCAGGGUCCCGCUGCCUGGAAUGUGCCCCCAGGAGUCUAUGCCGUCGUGGAUCUCUAUGGCCAGGCGGCCCAGGCCACCAUUGUGGACGACGUGGAGGUGCCCCCAGUCCCUGAACCACUCCCUGAGGGAAACAACCAGGUGUCCCCAAGCUCCCCAUCGUCUGGGGCUGGGGGCUCGGACCUCCGAUUCCACCAGCUGCACGGCAGCAAUGCUGUCAUCACCAACGGGGGCCGUACUGCGCUCCGCCACAAUUGCCGCAGCGAGUUCAAUGACGCCAUUGUCAUCUCCAACCGGUCAGUGUCUGGACUUUUAUGUCCCCACUUCCCUACUGCUCAGCAUCAGCCACUCAAGUGGGGCCUGUCUGAUGGCCAUUCUCCUGGCAGAGCCCUGAGAGAUGGCGAGCUGUUUGAAAUCGUCAUUCAGAAGAUGGUGGACCGCUGGUCAGGCUCCAUUGAGGCUGGAGUGACUGCUAUUCGGCCGGAGGACCUUGAAUUCCCCAAUACUAUGACAGACAUUGACUAUGACACAUGGAUGCUGAGCGGCACGGCUAUCAUGCAAGAUGGGAACACCAUGCGCAACAACUACGGGUGUGAUCUUGACGCGCUGGGCACUGGCGCCCGCAUCGGUAUGAUGCGCACGGCCAAGGGCGACUUGCACUACUUCAUCAACGGCCAGGACCAAGGCGCUGCGUGCUCAGGCUUGCCUCCCGGUAAAGAGGUGUAUGCAGUAGUGGAUCUGUACGGCCAGUGCGUCCAAGUGUCCAUCACCAAUGCCACCGGCCCCAUGGACAACAGCCUGGCGACCAGCAACACCGCCACUGAGAAGUCCUUCCCCCUGCACUCCCCAGUGGCUGGCGUGGCCCACCGAUUCCACAGCACCUGCGGCAAGAACAUCGCUCUGGAAGAAGACGGCACGAGGGCGGUGCGAGCAGCCGGCUACGCCCAUGGCCUGGUCUUCAGCACCAAGGAGCUCAGGACUGAGGAGAUCUUCGAGGUAAAGGUGGAGGAGCUGGAUGAGAAGUGGGCCGGCUCCCUCCGCUUAGGGCUGACCACGCUAGCGCCUGGGGACAUGGGGCCCGGUGCGGGCGGGGGCCCGGGACUGCCUCCCUCCCUGCCAGAGCUCCGGACGAAGACCACCUGGAUGGUGUCCAGCUGUGAAGUGAGGCGGGACGGGCAACUCCAGAGGAUGAACUAUGGCCGGAACCUGGAGAGGCUGGGGGUGGGAAGCCGUGUGGGCAUUCGCCGAGGGGCAGACGACACAAUGCACAUCCUGGUAGACGGAGAGGACAUGGGUCCCGCAGCCACUGGCAUCGCCAAGAGUGUGUGGGCUGUGUUGGAUCUAUAUGGGCCAGUCCGGAGUGUCUCUAUUGUCAGCUCCACCCGUCUGGAUGAGCCAGAAGGCACUCAGCCUCCUUCCCCCAGCUCGGAUACCGGCAGCGAGGGCGAGGAGGAUGACGAAGGCGAGGAGCAUGGCCUGGAAGGCCAGAACCAAGUGGCCAUUAUGCCCACAGCCCUCGAGUUCCUGGAGAACCAUGGGAAGAAUAUUCUCUUGUCCAAUGGGAACCGUACGGCUACGCGAGUGGCCAGCUACAACCAGGGCAUCGUCGUCGUCAACCAGCCCCUGGUGCCCCAGCUGCUGGUCCAGGUGCGGAUAGACUUCCUGAACCGGCAGUGGACAUCUUCCCUUGUCCUGGGAGUCAUCACCUGCCCACCGGAGAGGCUCAACUUCCCUGCUUCCGCCUGUGCCCUCAAACGGGCAGCCUGGCUGCUGCGGGGCCGAGGGGUCUUCCACAAUGGCCUCAAGAUCUGUGAGAAAUCUGGGCCAAAUCUGGACACAUGUCCAGAAGGCACCAUCCUGGGACUGCGGCUGGACAGCUCUGGGGGGCUGCACCUCCAUAUCAAUGGAAUGGACCAGGGGGUGGCUGUGCCAGAUGUCCCCCAGCCCUGCCACGCGCUUGUGGACCUCUAUGGGCAGUGUGAGCAGGUGACAAUCGUGAGCCCUGAACCAGGGGCUGCCAGUGGGAAAAGUGCUGGAACCCAAGGGGACAUGGAGAAAGCUGACAUGGUGGAUGGUAUCAAGGAGAGUGUGUGCUGGGGCCCACCACCCACCACUAGCCCCCUCAAAAGCUGCGAGUACCAUGCCCUUUGCUCCCGUUUCCAGGAACUGCUGCUGCUUCCUGAGGACUAUUUCAUGCCUCCGCCAAAGCGUAGCUUAUGCUACUGUGAGUCUUGCCGAAAACUUCGAGGGGACGAGGCCCACAGGCGCCGUGGGGAGCCCCCCCGUGAAUACGCUCUGCCCUUUGGCUGGUGCAGGUUCAACCUCAGGGUGAACCCCCGCCUGGAGGCUGGGACGCUAACCAAGAAGUGGCACAUGGCCUACCAUGGGAGCAAUGUAGCGGCUGUCCGGAGGGUGCUGGACCGAGGGGAGCUAGGGGCAGGCACUGCUUCCAUCCUGAGCUGCCGGCCCUUGAAGGGAGAGCCUGGGACAGGGUUUGAGGAGCCUGGAGAGAACUGCGCACCCCCCCGGGAGGAGCAGCCCCCUCCAGUGCUGCUUUCUCCCUCCCUCCAAUAUGCUGGGGCUGAGACCCUGGCAUCCAAAGUGCAAUUCCGGGACCCCAAAUCCCAGCGGACGCACCAGGCCCAGGUGGCGUUCCAAGUGUGUGUGCGCCCUGGCUCUUACACCCCGGGACCCCCUUCCGCGGCCCUCAGAGAGCCUCCCGACCCUCACUUCAGUCCAGCCGAACUUGAGUGGGUGACCAAGGAGAAGGGGGCCACGCUUCUCUAUGCCCUGCUGGUACGGGUGGAGUGA